Messenger RNA from Melampsora larici-populina 98AG31, 912 nucleotides. RefSeq lists its product as uncharacterized. Lineage: Eukaryota; Fungi; Basidiomycota; Pucciniomycetes; Pucciniales; Melampsoraceae. The record is from RefSeq and is a predicted model, not a curated record. The transcript is spliced from 3 exons. Bases 1 to 912 code for a protein of 303 amino acids.
AUGCCAGAACCGACUCAAAUCAAGAUAACCCACCAAAAGUGGAUGCAUAAUAUCAAAACAGCCGCGACCAACGCAAACACUCCUUUGUAUAAAAUGAUGCUGGAAGGCUAUGCCGAUUGGUGUCGUGAUGAAAAUACCCCUGUUAGAAAAAUUUUAUUAUGUGAUUUGAAUAUUGAAGUUCCUGCAGUACAAGUUGUCAAAAAAAUCAUUGAGAAAACAACGGAAUCAUCAACCUCAAAGAAUACAUACAAUACAACAAUGAUGGAAGGCGAAGACCUAAACAAGAAAUUAGCGGAACAAUCAGAAAAAGACGCAAAGAACUAUGGAGACUAUAAUUAUAUGGAUAAUCCAUUCGUUAUCGGGGGACCUUACCAGAACAUGAACCCUCUUGACGGGAAAAUCAACCCAUCCUGGGAUACGAUGGGUACCACAAUUGAUAAUAACGCAGAGUUACUAACUGGUCGAGGUCUGAUGGUUUGGGGAAACCACUCAGUUAGCGCUUUUCAACCGGAAACAUCAGUAGUAAAUACGAACCAAAGACCAAGUAGAUACCUUGGGAACAAAUUUGAUCCACUUUAUCAUGAAAAGAAGAAGACAAGACAUCAGCCUUACCCUAAUAACAACACUCAAUUUUAUCACGAUACCAGUAAUCAACACCAUAAUCAGACUUACUAUCAAAAUUCAUCUAACCAUUACCAAAAUCCCAACGAUUAUCACCACAAUCAGCCAAACACCUUUUAUCAACCCAGAGGUGGUCAAUUCAGUGGAAAUAGAGGUGGAGGCAAUGGAGGUGGUAGAGGUGGUGGUAGAGGUAGAGGCCGCCCAGGAAUAGGACCAAACAGCUUUCAGAAACUGUUAAUUGAACCUGUGGCGAGCCCAGAAGUGACAACUCCAGGACCUUCCGGUUCCUAG